AUGUCUAAACCUUCAUUUCAGCAACAAGAGUCUUUUGGUUCAGAUUCUGCUAGUUCGUCAUCUCGUCGCGGGUCUGCAGCGAGUGAACAUGGCGCCAGCAUUCACGAGAAUACCCACGAUGCUGUUCGGGGGUUUGUCGACCAGUACAAUUUGACAUCUUGGACUGAGAUCUUCCGCAAGGCGUCCAUUGUUCUGCAAGGAGAUUUGUCGCUAGAUAGAGUUGACGGCCUCACCUAUACCGAGAUAGAGGCCCUACAGGAUGAGGCCGAGCGGAAAUGGCAACAACCAAAGAUGCUAUACUUCACCAUUCUCAUCUGCUCGAUUGCCGCCAUCGAGCAAGGAUGGGCACAAACAGGAAUGAACGGGGCCAAUCUGACCUUUCCCAAAGCCUUUGGCAUUGACUCAGACAGUAAACAUGACAACUUUGUGGUCGGGUUUAUAAACAGUGGCAUUUAUCUGGGAGCCGGUCUGAUGGGCGCAUGGCUAUCCGAUCCCAUCAACAACCAGCUCGGACGAAGAGGGGCUAUCUUCGUUGGUGGCAUGUUCUGCCUAUUGUCGAAUCUCGGCUCCACUAUCAGUGCGAAUUGGCCGCAGCUUCUUCUGUUCCGCUUGACACUCGGAAUAGGCUUGGGUAUCAACGCGAGUACAACAUCGGUCUUUGCAGCUGAAUGCGCCCCAGAGAGAAUUCGUGGUGGCCUCGCAGUUUCAUGGCAACUAUGGACAGCAUUUGGAAUAUUCGUGGGGUUUGUGACCAAUGUGGCAGUUUACAAUUUGGAUGUUGAGACGUGGAGAUGGCAGCUUGCUGGACCAUUUAUUCCUACAAUUCCUCUCCUCAUGAUGGUGUACCUUUGCCCAGAAUCACCUUCGUUUAUGAUCAAGCAUGGCAGCCGUUACGACCAUGCAUUUCGCUCGCUAUGCAAGCUUCGAAACACCCCAUUACAGGCUGCAAAAGAAGUGUACUCUGCGUACAUCCAGCAACGAGCCAGGUCAAAACUACCAACCGUGGAGACAUCUCUACCAGCGAAGGCACUAGAACUAUUCACGACCCCUCGAAUCCGGCGAGCCACUACUGCAUCAUACGUUGUCAUGCUCGCACAACAGCUUUGUGGCAUAAAUAUAAUCGCCUUUUAUUCUUCUACUAUCUUCUCUGAUGCCGGUUUCUCAACCUUUGGAGCGCUACUAGCAUCUUGCAUCUUUGGCUUUGUCAAUUGUCUAGGAGCUUUUCCCGCAAUAUGGACGAUGGACACCUGGGGUCGACGGUAUUUGUUGCUGCUGACCCUGCCACUGAUGGCUAUUACGAUGUUCGCCGCUGGUCUGAGCUUUCGUAUACCUGCGGAUAAUCCGGCUCACCUUGGAUUUCUUGCCGCCUUGAUUUAUCUGUUCUGCGCUCUCUACUCACCUGGAAUGGGGCCUGUCCCCAGCACAUAUUCUGCCGAGGUUUUCCCUCUUUCCCAUCGCGUAGUGGGAAUGUCCUUUGCAGUGGCCACUGCGAACUUCUGGGCCACCAUUGUCUCUCUGACAUUCCCGCGCCUUCUGACUGCGCUUAAAGCCGAUGGAGCGUUCGCCCUAUACGCAGUGUUGAACAUUCUAGCAGUGACUCUGGUUUUUCUCUUCGUCCCUGAGACUCGACUCAAGACUCUCGAUGAAUUAGAUGAUGUUUUUUCGGUUUCGACACGGAGAUUCGUCAAGUAUCAAGUCACGGAAUGCAUACCAUUCGUGGUCAGCCGAUAUCUGUUGCGAGACAGGGAAGCCGAUCUUAAACCCCUUACGCUUACAAGAGAAUACCACGAGCUUGACCAGGAGGACGAGGAAGCCUCAGAGGAAAUCUAG
This is a messenger RNA of Exophiala aquamarina CBS 119918, 1830 nucleotides long. RefSeq lists its product as uncharacterized. Gene Ontology annotation, cellular component: membrane. Gene Ontology annotation, biological process: transmembrane transport. Lineage: Eukaryota; Fungi; Ascomycota; Eurotiomycetes; Chaetothyriales; Herpotrichiellaceae. The transcript is spliced from 5 exons. Gene Ontology annotation, molecular function: myo-inositol:proton symporter activity. Bases 1 to 1830 code for a protein of 609 amino acids. The record is from RefSeq and is a predicted model, not a curated record.